Messenger RNA from Peronospora farinosa, 1125 nucleotides. Lineage: Eukaryota; Oomycota; Peronosporomycetes; Peronosporales; Peronosporaceae. The record is from the annotation of a GenBank genome assembly.
AUGAACGAGUCUCUACCUACUACUGUGCGCUGGAUCCCAGAUGCAGCAGUAAGCGUAUGCUUCAGCUGUCAACUGAUUUUUGACUGGAUGCGCCGUAAACACCAUUGCCGCUACUGUGGCCACGUUUUCUGUGAUCUAUGCACGCCACAGCGCAGUCUAAUACAAGAAGAUCUGAUUCUUACGGAUCCAGAGCACAAGUACCUGGCAGUGAAUGCUCAUAAUCCGCAGCGUGUGUGCGACAAGUGCCACGCGCGACUUGAUCCGCAGCAGGAAGAGCUUCGUCUGACAAUGAGCCACGCUGUACAACAGACGGAGGUGAAGGAGUCGGGACCCCAGAGAUUCUUUAACAGUCCUUACUCUUUUACAAUGAAGGAGGAGAUUCGCAAGGCUACGUAUAGUAUCAAGAACUUUACCUAUCAAGGAGUCGUGAAGGACCAGUCGAUCCCACUACCGCUGCUCACUCAUGCCAAGGGCAUCGCAUUCUUAACGGUGAUCAAGAUGGGGUUUGUUUUCACGGGACGUAUGGGAACAGGACUUGUAGUCGCGAGGCUGUCUGAUGGGAGGUGGUCGGCGCCAUCAGCUAUUGGUACGGCCGGGGUAGGCUGGGGUCCGCAGAUAGGUGGAGAGAUCAUGGAUUUUGUGAUCAUCCUAAACACUCAACGUGCUGUCGAGGCCUUUUGUGCAUCUGGUCAAGUUAAUCUAGGCGCUGAGCUGGGUAUUUCUGCGGGACCUGUUGGCCGCGUGGCCUCGGGAGCGCUGGAGGCCAGUGCUGCCUCGAUGGACGUGAUACCGUGCUACUCGUACUCGCACUCAAAGGGCCUGUAUGCUGGCAUCUCGCUCGAGGGUUCUGUGAUCCUCUCGAGAUCAGAUAUUAACCAUUCAUUCUAUGGAAAGGCCGUCCCUAUUUCUGAUCUACUUGGAGGUAUUGAGCCAUCUCCUAUAGCUGCUGCGCCGCUGUAUAACGCUAUCCUUGCAGCGACGGAAAGUCCGACGAAUGCUACUAACGGUGUUGGGCGCAGCUCAUCAGUCUCGACUCAACAGUAUCAACCUACAGCAUCAGGAGUAGACAGGAUACCAGCAUCUACGGACAGCAAAUUGUUCAGUAACGCUCCCGUCAAAUUAUAA